UGCACUUCGUAUCAUAUCCAACGCGCUCAAGUCGAUCUUCGGUUUUACUCGAUGUAAAUCCAGUCAUACAUUUACACUAGUUUUACAAAAUCGCGCGAUCGCGUUCUGUGCUGCCCUCGGUGGAGAAUACAGGCGACUAACGGACUUACCUCCAAUGCCGGCCCAACAUAGGGAUCAAACUCAUCUGUGUUCCCAAUUUGUCUCUCAGCCCUCUAUUGUAGAACUUUACCGUAUCGCAGCGCUUAGGAGAAAUAAGUGUAGGUGUUUUAAAACCCGGUAGAAACGCUAUGGGCAAACCCACGGAGGAGUGCCGCAGAGCACCGCAGAGUGCCGUGUCAGCAAUGGAACGGAGGGGGAUUAAGUUCGGCACAUUUCUAACAAUUUUAGCGGUAUUAGUUGGCAUUUACUACCGCAGCCUGGAAAAUCCUCUUCAGACUCGACUAACGGCGGUUUUAAAAGCCCUUGAAAAGGUAGAGAGCAAGCACGAGAUACCUGUCAGACGUAAAGUCGCGAUAGGUUAUGGCAUUUGCACUGACGUAUACAUUGACGCAAAGUCCUUAUUGCAUUAUUCAAAUGACAUUGGGAAUCCGGAGCAUUUCGACGAGAUAACCACUCGGGAACAGCUUUUAAAAAGUUUCGCGUAUUACUUUCGUUAUGGAGCCGCCGCGGAGCGGUACAUGCCUAAUACAACUUUGUUCGAUGAACUGGUUUCCCAGGCACGUUCUUUUCCUUCGUCGUAUUCAACGAUCGGGGGGAAUGCAGCAGUUAUGGCAUUUAGAUUUCUUAGGGAGGGUUGCGACGUUAUGUUGGCUGCCACGAUGACUCAGUCGUUGCAUCAAAUGAUUCCAGAAAGCAUUAAGGUUGUAGGUGGCAGAGUCGAUCGCGAUGAUACACAUUUAGUACUAGAGUACAAAAACGGCGAGUACUGGGGCCCUUAUUCGAGCGUAAGGGCAAACAGAUAUAUAAUUCAUAACGAUGUCAAUAAUCCCAUGGUCAGCUCAUUGGAUGAGUUCGACACGUUGUUAACGGAAUCUAGGCCUGAUUUGUUUGUUGUUAGCGGUCUUCAAGUAAUGGAUAAUUAUCCUUAUGUUGAAGGUCAACGUCGCGAUUUGUUAUUGAAGAUAAAGAAACAAAUGAUUAGUCAGUCAGAGUCGACUAAAAUUCACUUUGAGAUGGCCUCUUUUGUCGAAGAAAGUCUUCUCUCUGACUUAAUUAACCUUCUGAUCCCUUAUACAGACAGUUUAGGUAUGAACGAACAAGAACUAGCCAAUUUGUACAGUUCCAUGUAUUAUGGAAACAUUUCACUAGUAACCAACUCAAAUCCACGAGUUGCUACCGUUCUUGAUCAGAUGAGAACGUUAUUGAAACUGAUGUGGGAGAAAGGACAGUCUUUUGAGAAUGCCAGAAAACUAUCAAGAAUCCAUGUGCAUACUUUAGCUUAUCAGGCAAUUUUAAUUGUAAAAAAUUCUGCCUGGCAGAAUCUCAUAGCAGCUGCUGCCAAAGCAUCACUGACAGCAAAUCGUCAUGUUUGUGGAUCCAGUGACGUUGAUCUUCACAAAGCUGCCUUGAUUAUGGAUGACAGUUUCUCAACGUCAAUCAAGAAUGGAAAGAGAAUACCAUUUAAUGUAGAUAAACCAGUUUCCUGUUGGGAGGAACUGAUUAAAUGUAGUGGAGAUACUGUUGUCGUUGAAGUGUGCGUAGCACCAGUUCUGGUGUGUACGAAGGCUAGUCAAACCGCUGGUGGCGGUGAUAACAUUUCAAGUGCUGGUCUAGUGCUCCAGAUUUGAGUCAAUUAAUUGACAUUCUUAUGAUGGGAAUUUUAUACAUUCCUUCAAGUUAUUUUACUUGCCUCAAUCCUCUUGGCGAAAGUACUGAAAAACAAUUUCCAUAUACAUGCAUCCAGUGGAACACUGUUUUUAUUAAAAAAUGAUAAAUCUAUCAUGAUAUUCAAAUAUAAUCAUUCCAAUUUGAAAUUGAAAGGUCUAAUCGUGUUUUCAAGUAGAAUAAUGAAAAUGUAUUAAGGGCUACUAGUAUGUUGACCAAAGGAGACUUUUCAAUUUGAUAUUAACAAAGCAUGGAACAUUUUGUGAAUACUUCCUACUCAAUCUAGAAAUCCAUCCGGCUCACCCAAUUUUAUAUUUUCUGUACACCAAUUAAGCUUAAUUCAAAGAGUACCGAUGUAAAAAGAAGUCGAAAGAAUUUGUUCACACAAUGUUCCUAAUUGCUUUGGCCAUUUCUUGUCCUUUAUUGAAUGCAAACGUAAAGUUGCUAGAUAUUAAUUACGUCAAACAGGUCAUGUAUGAAUGGCAAGUGGAUAGUACUCGUGGAAGUCUACUUCGAAGGAAUUAUAUCACAGACUAUACGACGUCUAGUCUUGUAUUUUUCGCUGAUGUAUGACGUAAUGUAGGUACAUCACAUCUUGAAGAUUUAUGCAAUUCUCGGUUUUUAUUUCCUUGACAAGUGUAUGGAAAACGACGUUCAUGUCUGACUAUUUGUUCUUACUGCAGCGUGCAGUAUUAACACAGGCUGUAUAAUUUUAAUAGUAAUGUAUUGCUAUAAAUAAUUUGAAAUGUAAGGUAAAUUAAUGAAGAUUAGGUUUACGCCAAUGUCGUACUUUAGAAGUUUCAAUGUGAUAUGUUAAAAAAAAACCAGUUGAUGGUAGAAUACAGUUGUGUUCAAAUGUUAAUUUACACAGUACCUCAAACGAGUCACUAUCGCUGUGCCUCAAUUGUCACUAUUGUUAUACCACUGUUGGAUAUAUUUACUGGAUUCUAUGGCAUCAUAUAAAAUAGUAAGACUGAAUAAAUGUCCAUUCCCACCAA
Messenger RNA from Orussus abietinus, 2822 nucleotides. Its product is annotated as ADP-dependent glucokinase. Gene Ontology annotation, molecular function: ADP-specific glucokinase activity. The coding region runs from base 288 to 1787 and encodes 499 amino acids. The record is from RefSeq and is a predicted model, not a curated record. The transcript has 5 exons. Gene Ontology annotation, biological process: glucose metabolic process. Lineage: Eukaryota; Metazoa; Arthropoda; Insecta; Hymenoptera; Orussidae. Gene Ontology annotation, cellular component: endoplasmic reticulum.